AUGGCCACCCGAAUUGGUGCCACUAUUUCUCAAGGAUGGCCACUUCCCGAUGUUUGUCGACUCGGACGAAGACUUGUUGGAUAUGACACCGAAGAAAACUGUAGUUCGCUUCCAAGACGAAGUCAUUUCGGAUAUCGACGAUCGGACGACCAUGACGUCAUACCGGCCGUCCUCACGACUGUCACCUGUUCCGCAGCCGGCCAAAAGCGAGGAAGCUUUAAUCCAAAAGCCUCCUGCAUCACCGACGUCACAAACCGGAUCAGACGUCUCUCAAAGUCUACAGGACACCACCGUCGACACAUUUGUGAUGUCAUCGGAAUAGAAUUUUUAGAAUUCAAUUUUUACCUUUUCUCUGUUCUUGAACGUUAA
This is a messenger RNA of Ostertagia ostertagi, 369 nucleotides long. NCBI's taxonomy places the organism in Eukaryota, Metazoa, Nematoda, Chromadorea, Rhabditida, Trichostrongylidae. The record is from the annotation of a GenBank genome assembly.